UCCUCCACCAAUCCUGGCUUCUUGCCUAUAGACGCCGUCGCUGGAGUACGACUCCCGAACCCCCCCACCUCCACCUCCUGGAUAGUAGCGACGGUCUGUGAAGAUAGACCGGGUUGUAAAAUGCAUCUCAUAUCGGGUUCUGUUCUCAGAACCAGCACCGAAUGAGCCCGUCUCUUCUUUUCUUUUUUUUUUUUUGUUCUUGUUGUAAAUUGCAACCAGCGAGCGACGGACGGUAAUGUUGGCGUCAUGAUUCCUCUGCUGUCCAGACUUUCUGGAAACAAAUCGGGGUUUGUCGGCGGCUCCUCUGGAGAUGGCAGAAUAGUUGAAACGCUCGCGUUUUAAAGCACUACGGGGGAAAAACAAACAACAAAAAAACUACAACAACCGGAAGGUCUACAAUGACAGGAGGGGCCUUUCUCUGGGUUCUGCUCUCUCUGGUCCUUCCCUGUUCCAGCGAGGAAGGUGAAGACGGCACGGGGGCCUACUGUUUAUGUGAAGGGCCCUCCUGCAGCAGCGGGGACCGGUGCUUUGGCCAGCAGUGCUUCGUCUCCCUGUCGGCGCUGAACGGAACGACGGUGGUCGAGAGGGGCUGCGUCGCUGCUGGGGGCGACGGAGACGGGUCGCGGCGCUGCGGAGAGCUGCCGACUGCGGCGCUGGUGGUGGAGUGCUGUCGCGGGCGUCUGUGCAACAUGAACGUCUCGUUGCAGUUCCCGGCCAAAGAUGUCAAGCUGUCUGCCGGCAGGCCGGCCCUCAGAGACCAGGAGUGCGCGUGCGAGGGAGGCUCGUGCGAGGCCGGCGGGCGCUGCACCGGCCAGCAGUGCUUCUCCUCUCUGAACGUGACUGACGGGGGCGCCGUCCGGCAGAAGGGCUGCCUGAGGGACGACGAGGAGGGCAGAGCCACCUGUGCCGCGGCGCCGUCAUCGCUCUAUGUCGUCAAGUGCUGCCAGGGCCAUCUGUGUAACAUGAACGUCACGGUGCAGGUCCCAGAAAGAGAAAGGGAAAAGAAGCGUCCGAUCAAAGAGGAGCAAGAGUGCGUGUGCGAGGGCAGCUCUUGUGGGCCGGGGGGUCGCUGCUUGGGCUACCAGUGUUUCUCGUCUGUGACGGACAGCAGCGGCUCGCUUGUGUACCAGAAAGGGUGCUUCAAGGUGUACGAGCAGGGCACGAUGACCUGCAACACGCCGCCGUCCCCGGCGCAGAUAGUGGAAUGCUGCCAGGGGCAUCUGUGUAACAUGAACGUCACCGUGGAGCUUCCCGUCAAAGCCGAACUGUCCAGCUACAAUGUGACCACACUGACGAUGGCCAUAGUGGCGCCCAUCAUUGUUCUCAUCGUCCUCUCCACGGCGGCCAUCCUCGUGUUCAGGCGGAUCUACCGCAACCAAACGGAGAGGCUGACGUCACGAGACGCAGAGUACGGAACGAUUGAUGGGCUCAUAGCGUCUAACGUGGGGGAGAGCACCCUGGCGGAUCUGCUGAAUCAUUCCUGCACUUCAGGAAGCGGCUCAGGUCUCCCGUUUCUUGUUCAGAGGACCGUCGCCCGACAGAUCACUCUGAAUGAGUGUGUUGGUAAGGGCCGCUACGGUGAAGUGUGGAGGGGUCAGUGGCAGGGGGAGAGUGUCGCUGUGAAAAUCUUCUCCUCCAGAGAUGAGAAGUCCUGGUUCAGAGAGACUGAAAUCUACAACACUGUGCUGCUGAGGCACGAGAACAUCCUGGGCUUCAUCGCCUCAGACAUGACCUCCAGGAACUCCAGCACUCAGCUGUGGCUCAUCACCCACUUCCACGAAAUGGGCUCCUUGUACGACUACCUCCAGCUCAGCACCCUCGACGCGUCCAGCUGCCUCCGCAUGGCGCUCUCCAUCGCCAGCGGCUUGGCACACUUGCACGUGGAGAUCUUCGGCACCCGGGGGAAGCCGGCCAUCGCCCACCGAGACCUCAAGAGCAAAAACAUCUUGGUGAAAAAGAACGGGCAGUGCUGCAUUGCUGACCUGGGUCUGGCGGUCAUGCAUUUUCAAGACACCAAUGAGCUGGACGUGGGCAACAACCCUAAAGUUGGCACCAAGCGCUACAUGGCCCCCGAGGUGCUGGACGACUCCAUCCAGAUGGACUGCUUCGAGUCCUUCAAGAGGGUGGACAUCUGGGCCCUGGGCCUCGUCCUGUGGGAGGUCGCCAGGAGGACCGUGAGCAACGGCAUCGUCGAGGACUAUAAGCCACCGUUUCAUGACGUGGUCCCCAGUGAUCCCAGCUUCGAGGACAUGAAGAAGGUUGUGUGUGUGGAUCAGCAGAGGCCGAAUAUCCCAAACAGAUGGUUCUCAGACCCGACUUUAAGCGCCUUGGCUAAACUCAUGAAGGAGUGCUGGUACCAGAACCCGUCUGCCAGGUUAACCGCGCUGCGCAUCAAAAAGACUCUGACCAAGAUCGACAACUCGCUUGAUAAAAUCAAAACAGACAUUUGAGCCUUUGCUUGAGAAGAAGAGGCCUUCGAAAGACAUCCAGAGGAUGGAGCAUCUUAUAGAAAGUCUCAGAAGAUUAUAGACUUGAUGGGUUUAGUGCCCUUAUAGUGGCACAGACCUAUAUUUAUUUUAAAGCGCUAGGCGGGACACAUUUCGGCAUCCAAAGAUGGCUUAAUGGGCAUUUCUGAGGCCGCCCAUGUAGUCUUGGAAAACGGAAACCAUCAAUUCAAUCUAUAACAUAGGAGCUGGACUGUUCAAGGAGGAAACUGUUACCUGGGCAUUUGGAUAGGCUUGUUUUUUUUUUUUUAUUUGUUGUUGCGUUGUUGUUGUUUUUUUUUUUUGAAAUGCCGACUUUUGUUUGACACAUUUUACAGUUUAAAAGAUGUCUGAACAUAACGGUUUCAUCUUUCUCUUUUAAUUGUACUCCAUUUGCAUUAUGCUACGUUCAUCUAGAAUAAAAACAGGCCAGCUAGGGAGUUUAAUGAGGAUCUGCAACAGCAAUUGCCACCGGUGGCACCAUGUUGUCCAGAUGGGCGCCAGUGUGAACUAUUAGUGCAAGUUUCUUCUGAAAUGUAACAUUAGGGUCUGCGCCUGUGGCACUUGUCCUUUUUUGCAGAUGUAUACCACCCACCUAAAGACACUCUGUUGCAAACAUUUUUAUGUAUUACGUUACAUUUGCACUCAUAUUUCUUUCAGCUUCAGACACACGAGUUAAAAUAAGAUAUCUGCCAGUUACUGCUGAUUUUUUUUUUUUCUUUCUAUUUGUCCAAAGGCCUGUAAGUAUGCCUGUAAAGCCUGUAUACUGUCUUAAAGCGUGCAUUGUUGUCCUAAUGCGUGCGUCGUCAAGUGAGUGAAGUCAGACUUAAGCCUUUUUUUUUUUAUUAUUUCUUGAAAAUUUUAUAUCAGCUAGUGAUUUCUAUUAAUUAAAUAGAAAAAAAAAGAUGUCUGUCUCAUUUGUCAUAAUUGGGUUUCUAGCAGAUGUACAAGCCAUAAAAGUGGUGUCUUAAAAGAAGAGGAGCGUUUGUCGAGAAACGGUUAAAUGCAUUCCUGCAACAUUCAGUAAGAAAUUUGUGACCUUCACAACAGGGAUUUAAUCAUCUGUGGUAAUCCUUUCUUGUUUAAUAUUGUUGGAGCUGCUCAUAGUUGUACGUCUGCAAGAGUGACUUUCCGUACCAGCAAUGGCCUUUAAAUCCACUCGUCCUGUCAGUGUAGUGUUUGUGUAACCGCUGUUUAAAUUCCAGUAUCUGGAAGUAAUCCGCCCACAUUGCGGUUUAUCAAAUAAAAUGUGGUUGCAGCUCAAUAAAGAACAAUCAUUACACAGGUUUAUUUAUAUCGGUGUAGCUCGCCUUGCGUAUAAUUCAACAAGCAGCCAAGCAUUUGUGGACCUUAAUUCUGCUGAUGUUGGUCAUGAUGGUGCAGUGAUGCUGUGGUCUUUAAAGCGGGUCUGGGAGCCGACUGGAGAACGAAAGCGUUUGACUGCAGAGAGGGAAGCAUGACGGGCUCUGAGGUUUCCUGGUAGAUGGCUUUGCUGACUUUUGAUUUGAUUAAAAAAAAACACGAUAAACACUAGCAAUUCAGUUCAUUAUGUUGUGCCAAUCAAUAACUGUCACCUCAAGGUGCUCUACAACAAUCUAUACACAGACAUGCCCAAUGAAAGCGAUCUACACUAAGAGACUAGAUUCAAUUUCGAUCGUAGUUGCGUUUGGUUCAUUAUGCGGGUUGAUGAAGUAUCUUAACAUGCCCAGCAUAUUGCAUUAAAUCUGCGACAAUCCCUCAUACAGAGCAUGCAUGUUGCAACUGUGGAAAAGGAUUGACUACCUUUCUGGUCAGGGAAAAACUUCCAGCAGAACUUGGGUCAGUGCGGGCAUCCAUCGGUCCUGACUGGAUGGGGAUUUCAAAAGAUGGAGAAUCAGAAGCUCUGGUCCAGUAGCACUAACAGUGUUAAACAGCAGUAGCUCUUUUAGUGGCUUUAGUUUAGCCAAUCAUAGAUGAGACAGAGAAACCUCAGUAUGGUUUGUAAGUAUUAUUAAAGGAAAUUAAAAGAGGCAAUUUGACUGUUUGAAACUACUGUCCUUGCAAGUAAAAUGAUUUCAGCAGCAUACUAUAAUUCCCACAAAACGAUCUUGUUCCAUGUGGAGAAAUAACUUGAUGUCUGCACUAAUAAUGCAACAAAUGGCUUAAUACUCGAAUGUAAAAGGUAAAAAAAGGCUGUGAACCAGGUUGUUAUGCGAUUUUUUUCAUUCUGCAUGUUUGGCAGUAACUGAGCUGAGGUGUGGCUGGCAAAAUUGUAACUCAGUUUUCUGGGUAAAAUACAUAAAUAAUCAUAAUUAACUAUUUAAGAAAAGGAGAAAUUACUUUCCACACAGGGCAGCGAUGGUUUAGGUAGCUUUUACACGUAAAAGAUCCGAGUCCAGUGAACACUCAGCUACCUGCUCCUCAUGUUAUUUAGGCUGCUAUGAACCAUACAGCGCCUUGGAAUGGUACUCACACAUUUUGUCACAUCACAGCCAAGAACUUCAAUGUGUGAUGUUAAAUUCGGAAAUAUUCACAAAUCAAAAUCUGCAAAGUCUGGCCCUGCAUUAGGGUUCUGCCCACCUCUGAGUCAAUAAGUUGUAGAACCACGAUUACAGCUGCAAAUCUUUCUGGGAAUGUCUCUUCCAGCUCUGCACCUCUAGUGACUGAUAUCUGUCUCCUUUGCAAAACAGCUCAAGGUCAGAAGAUUGGUUUAAAAAAAAAGAAGAGAGAUACAGUUUCAAGUCUUUCCACUGAUUUUCAAUAUGUAUUUGACCAGGUCAUUCAAAUACAUGAAAAUGAUUUACACAAUCUCCCUCCCUCUAUCCUGCAGUAUUUUGCCGCAUAGUUUUUUGUUUUUUUUGACUGUCCUCUGUUUAUCGCCAUCCCAUCAACUCCCCAUCAAGUUUAACCUUGGGAAUGACGUGUUCAUGCUCAUAGUCAGUGUUCAUUUUUCUCCACUCAAUUCGUUCUGUAUUUAAGCCAAAAAGGUCCAUUUAUCUCUCACCCGACCAGAACCCCUCCUUUGACGUGUGUCCCCGCGUGGCUUGUGGGAAACUCUAGAAAUCGCUUACUUUGACUUUCUUUAGAUAAUGGUUUUAUUCUCUCCAAUGUAGUCCAGAUUUGUAGAGUGGAUGACUGAUGGUUGUCCUCCCAACAGAUUUUCUCACCUGAGCUGUGGAUCUUUGCAGCUCCUCCAAAGCUAACACAAUGAUGGACUGAACACCUGUUGUUGGUGAAAUUUUUAAAACUUUGGGUGUUGUUAAACAACCUAACCCUCCAUUAAACUUCUCCACAACUUU
Molecule: messenger RNA, 5761 nt
Organism: Fundulus heteroclitus (mummichog)
Lineage: Eukaryota; Metazoa; Chordata; Actinopteri; Cyprinodontiformes; Fundulidae
Product: activin receptor type-1
Exons: 12
Coding region: 399-2450 (683 amino acids)
Biological process (GO): dorsal/ventral pattern formation; protein phosphorylation; cellular response to growth factor stimulus
Cellular component (GO): BMP receptor complex; plasma membrane
Molecular function (GO): ATP binding; SMAD binding; transforming growth factor beta receptor activity, type I
Source: RefSeq, a predicted model, not a curated record